AUGUCAGGAGCUCUUGGCCCACCGCCUUCAUCGGAAGGUCUGGACGCCUUGCGAGCGGCCAGCAGCAGCGGCAAGGACAUUCAAGCUUCGUCAUCCUCAAUUCUACCUAGCGCUAGCCAGAAUGCCGGUCCCUCGAGAGGUUUGCCUCAGUUGCCUAGGCGAGGCUCUGUUCCGAGUGCCUCAAGCGAAGCGCCCAAACACCGACCUUUGCCACUCGCAGCCUCUGCCCAUGCCGUCUCUCCAGCACCGAUAUUAUCUGCAUCGCUGGCUGCAGCCAGUCCCAAUCAUCCAGCCAAUCUGAGGAGGUAUGCAAAGGCCGAGCUGGACAGCAAAUUUACGCUCAAGAGCUACGUUGGAGCUGCGUACACGCUGUACGAAAAGGCGGAGAGUGAUUAUAGGCAAAACGAAAUGGAACGAGCGUUUGUGAAUUAUUUGAAAUGCGCAAAGUGAGUGGGCAGCGAUGAGAGAUGCGCUGCUGAGGCGAGACGUUCGAGGGAGCAUGUCGCCACGCGGACGAGUCGUCUCUACUUUGUGCUGCAAAGCAGACGCCGAGGCAUUGCGCAAAGACUCUUCCGGGGAGCAGAGGCUGCUGCUGAUUCUCGCAUCUUCCCCCCCCAGAGUGGCUUCGCAGAUACCCAGACACGCGGAAUGGCCUACGAUCUCUCGUGUGCGACAGGAUGGAACACGUGAUUCGUUGUACAAGACUUAUCAGGACUUUAUGCAGGUAGGUGGUGUUUGCCCAAAAGUGGCGGAAUGUUGGACAUGCUGACCCAGCGUCGCACGUACAGAAAGUACCUGGCAUCAUAGAGAGGACGGAACGCAUCGAGAAACAGCUGCAAGCGCGAGAAGAUGCUUGCGAAGCAGCUCGCUCUGAUCAGGCAUCAUCAACAACAGCGUCGCAGUCGCAGCCAGAGCAAGUGGCAAGCGAUGUAGAUGCAGGUCUGAUCAAGAGUCAGGCCGCAGCUCCUCACGAAGACGUCGAGCUGGUGAAUGGGGCUGGAUCUGCACCCAGGGAGGUGAACUCGUUGGCGGACCGUCUCAGCGCUCUGAGAUCCAAUGGCAUGGCUGCUGCUCGACAGGGCGACUCUGGAGUUGGUGCCUCGGGCCCGAGCUCGAAUCGCGCAUCAGCCGUACCCGCGCUUGGGAGCGAAUAUGGACACAGGCGAGAUCCUACAGAUGGCGACGUGGCUUCCCGCUUGCCCCGACCCGCCACACCAACGCAUUCGCCGCGAGCUCCCGCGGAUGAUCAGUCAGGCCUUGCCAGCCCAGUGCUGCGGCCGAGCGAAAGCUGGAGCGCUCCCAGCAUGGGCUCCUUGAUGGGACGCAUCGACACGAAUUCUGGUCGGACAACACCGACUCAAAAGCAAGAGUCGCCGACGUCGGUACAUUUGCCGACUGUGAGCGAGUUUACGAGCUCCUACCCUGCAUUGGAAGACUUUGAAAGGGCUGGACUCAGCGAGCAUGAUCAGUCGCGCCACCAGAAUGGCUCAGCCACGAGCGCACCGCCAAGACCGCUUCCGCCUCCGCCAGUCUCUCACCCCGCCGGUCCCUCGAGGCCGCCGUUGCCUCUGCCUGCAGCGACAUCUGUCGCGGGAGAGUCCACCAGCAUUGGACGCCCAGAUGACGCCGAGCUUCCACCUCUUCCACGUUCGAAUCUCAUCACAGUGGAGGAGCUGUGGACGCUCUUGCAUCCGGGCUUUGCAAGCGUCAGCGUGCCAGCGGCCGAGGCAGCUUCCGAAACCCCACCGCAAACGAGAAUGGUGCGGAAGCCGGGCCGCACAGUGCUGUUGUUGGAUGUACGCAGCCGGCAGCAGUGGACAGAGAAACGCAUCGCGGUGCCCACGAGCGCAGGCACGUGCGUGCGCAUCGAUCCGAUGUACAUCAAGCAGGGCAUGUCGUCUGAGGAGAUGGGCAGCGUGCUGGCUGCGUCAGGAGCAGACUCUGCACAGCGCGAAGCUUUCGAGAAGAGGCACACUUUUGAUUUGGUGGUGCUGUGCGACUCGUACAGUCGCGGGCUCGUGCCGCAAUCGAAUCUGCCCCCUGCGGUCGUGGCUGCGGCGGAGAUUCUAAACGCGAUCAACACGGCAAUCUACGAGCGCGAAUUUGCAAAACCGCUGCGUCACCACCCGGUGCUGUUGGUCGGUGGCGUGGAAUCGUGGUCACGAAAGGUCGACGCUUCGUAUGUCGCAGGAAGCAAAGGGGCUGAUGCGGGAUCCGUCGAUGGUGCGCAGGCUGCGCACCCUCAACAGCGGCGCGAUAGCCAGCCUCGAGACGACGAUGCGAGACGACUGCGUCGGCAGGGCUUGAUAGUUCCUGAAGGCAUGGCGCCACCCGCGCUGGCGAGCUCGACGGAUGGUUCCAAAGCCGACGCAGACCAACUGCCUUCUCGCCAAGCUCUUCCGAGCUACGCGCCUCCAUCCAUGCCUGUGCGGGCUUACCAGUCGGGGUACAGUUCUUCCAACGGGCCUCCAUCCUAUGCGCCUCCUAUGGGCGCCCCAGCUUUCCCGCCCCCCGCAUCUUCAGCGGUGUCCUCUGGUCGCUCAUCGAGACAGAGCGACUACCACGCGAGUCAGCCGCACAUUCCAUAUGGCGAUCCAGCGAACCAACAUGCGACUUCGCGAGUCAGCGCCAACUUUGAGUAUCCGAGGUUGCGCAAUGGGCAUGCCGGGGCCGUGUCGCCGCACGACGAGCGAUCGAGCGGACUCACACCGCCACCCGCGGCUGCUGCUAGCAACGGCAUGUCCUCUUCUUCGCGCGCGGCGCUGGCCGCUCAUGGGCACGGACACACGGGCUCGCUCUCCGUCUUGCCGACUUCGUUGCAGUCCGGUGCAGCUUCUCAGCACGCUGCGAGGGGCUCGAUGGAUCUGAGCCGCAGACCGCCUCUCGGUGCGUUGGGCUCCUCGCCCGCGUCGAAACCUUCUGCCUAUGCUGCUGGCGCGCCGUCCUCGCCCUCUGCCACGCCGGCGUCUGCAAACGCUGCCAAGCUCAGCAACGACGUGCGCGUGGGCAUGACGGGAUUGAAGAAUGUGGGCAACAGCUGCUACAUGAAUGCCACGUUGCAGUGCUUGAGUGCGACUGUGCCUCUGGCGAGGUUCUUGCUUGGUGAGUUGUGUGCGAGCGCGCGGAAGUCGCGAUGGCGAUCGCGCUCGCUGACUGGUCACCGCUCUAGACGGCUCGUACAAGCGCGCCAUCAAUCGCGUCAACCCUCUUGGCACGCAAGGAGCGCUAGCAGAAGCCUUUGCGCAGCUGAUCAGGGUAAUGUGGUCCGAGUCGUACACCUUUGUGUCGCCAGUGACGUUCCGCGAAGCGAUCACUCGAUUCGCACCAGCUUUUAGGGGCUACGACCAGCACGAUGCGCAGGAAUUUCUAGCUUUCCUCUUGGAUGGCUUGCACGAGGACUUGAAUCAUGUGGUGCACAAGCCUCCUCCUGUAGAAAUGACGCCGGCGCGAGAACACGAGCUGGAAACGCUGCCGCAGCAAAUCGCGAGCGUCAAGGAGUGGGGAAUCUACAGGCAGCGCAACGACAGCUUUGUUGUGGAUUGGUUUCAGGGACAAUUCCGCAACAAGCUGACUUGUUGCACAUGCGGCAAAGUGAGUUUGGGGAGGCGCUAGGUGCAAAGACCACCGACUCAUGAUGUUUCUACGCAAUCACAGACAUCGACGACGUACAAUGCCUUUAUGUACCUUUCGCUGCCCAUACCAACACCGCUCAAUGGCAGCAAGGGUCGCGUCACCUUGCAUCAGUGCUUGGAUGCAUUUGUGAGGGAAGAGGUGAUGGACAAGGCGGACGCUUGGCAUUGCCCUGCAUGUAAAAAGCCACGAAAGGCCAUCAAGAGGUUGACCAUCUCGCGCCUGCCGCAGGUGAGCGUCGCGGAAAAAGUUUCUGCGACGGGAAGCAAAUACUGACGACGCGAACGUUUGCGACGCUCUUACAGAUCUUGCUCGUGCAUCUCAAGCGCUUCGCUUUUCGCGCAGGCACGGACAAAGUGCAGACGGCCGUCGACUUUCCCAUCAAUGACGUGCUGGAUCUGACCAACUACAUGCCUUCGCACGCUGGCAUCUUGCCGCGCGGCGCACCGGUCAGCGCAUCGCAGCAGCCGCCGUACUUGUACCGCCUAGCGGGCGUCGUGCAUCACUUUGGCACGCUCAAUACGGGUCACUACACGGCUAGCGUGCGCAGUCAGGGUCAGUGGCACUAUGCCGACGAUUCGAGAGUGGUGAAGCAACCCGAUGUUCGCCAGUUGCAGAGCAGCUCACCUUACAUUUUGUGGUUCAGUCGAUUGCCCAAUAGCUAG
Messenger RNA from Ceraceosorus bombacis, 4295 nucleotides. NCBI's taxonomy places the organism in Eukaryota, Fungi, Basidiomycota, Exobasidiomycetes, Ceraceosorales, Ceraceosoraceae. The record is from the annotation of a GenBank genome assembly.